AUGUGCAAAUAUGGCACUACUUUUUCACAAAGAGACCACACCUGAAACCAAACACUGAAAGGAUGUAGGCUAACAUGGAACUGCUUCAAGACCCCUGACAACCCAAAUGCCUGCAUUUACCCUCUCACAACACAGAGAAAAUAACUCCUGAUGACGUUAAACUGACAAGACUCCGACAGUUUCACUUUUGUGAUGGGAACAUGAUGGGCUAUUUUCUGUUUACCCUGGACACUUGUUGGAAUUUACCUUGGAAAUCAUGUGAGAGCUUCAGCAUUGUUGCAACAUCCUUUUCUCCCCUUCAGCUUCAAGGGGACCGGGCUGCUGUGCCAGAGCUGACUGCUGCCACCACUUCACCUUUCAGGACCUUGUGCUGUGCUCCCACAUUAAAAGGUUCAAACCUAGUAACGAAGACACAACUUCUGCAGUGAGGAGGUUGACUUCAGAAAACUUGCUGAUUGGAGAAAGUAGCGACACCUGAGAGUAAUGAGUACUGAAGAGCUGUGUGCUGCGGCUUCUGCAAAGAUUCUGCCUGUGUCAUCGUGUACAGCUGUGUAGCAUGGAUAAAAACCCUGCUUUAGCCUAAUCAUGAUAGUUGUUCUGUCUGGGCAGAUGCUAAAGCAAUAUCCAACUGUCUGCUGCACCACAGGCCACCAUGGGCAGGUAGUGACUCUGAGCAACCCAGUAGAAAAAGUGGCCUAUCUUAUAAUAUUCCAUAUUCUCUUUGUGCUCUUUGUGUGGACAUACUGGAAGUCUAUUUUUACUCUCCCGGUGCAGCCAGGUAAAAAGUACCACAUGUCCUAUGCUGACCAAGAGCGUUAUGAGAAUGAAGAAAGGCCGGAGGUGCAGAGGCAGAUUCUGGCUGAAAUAGCGAGGAAGCUGCCGGUGUACACGAGGACAGGGAGCGGAGGUAUUCGGUUCUGUGACCGGUGCCAGCUGAUAAAGCCUGAUCGUUGUCACCACUGUACUGUUUGUGCCAUAUGUGUGCUAAAAAUGGAUCAUCACUGCCCAUGGGUGAAUAACUGCAUUGGAUUUUCUAACUACAAAUUCUUUCUACUCUUCUUAGCCUACUCUUUGUUGUAUUGCUUGUAUAUUGCUGCCACAGUCUUCAAGUAUUUCAUUAAGUACUGGACAGGUGAGCUGACUAAUGGACGUUCCAAAUUUCACGUCCUUUUCCUUCUCUUUGUGGCGGUCAUGUUCUUCGUAAGCCUUAUGUUUCUGUUUGGCUACCACUGCUGGCUCGUUAGUAGGAACAGGUCCACUCUAGAGGCUUUCUCAGCUCCUGUGUUUCAAAACGGCCCAGAUAAAAAUGGGUUCAAUCUUGGCUUUGUAAAGAACCUGCAGCAAGUGUUUGGAGAAGAAAAGAAGCUCUGGUUGCUACCAAUUGCCUCUAGCCAGGGCGAUGGGCAUUUUUUCCCCAUGAGAGCUUUGUGUGAAGCUCAGAAUCCUCUCCUAGCAAAUGAAGAGCAGUGGGAAGAUGAUGGAAUGGAUGAAGAGCAUCAUGAUUCUCAUGAAGCUUCCUCCCUUGCCAUAGAAAGGGAGACAUAGCAGUCUGAACAUGCAGCGUAUAAGGCUUGUCCAGGAAGGUCAGUAUUCCUUUCUACAUCACCUUUAAACAGCUGCUCUGCAGGGAAUGGGCAGCUGAUGCUGGGCUU
Neopsephotus bourkii (Bourke's parrot) is the source of this 1652-nucleotide messenger RNA. RefSeq names its product zinc finger DHHC-type palmitoyltransferase 15 (gene ZDHHC15). Gene Ontology annotation, cellular component: endoplasmic reticulum; Golgi apparatus. Gene Ontology annotation, biological process: protein targeting to membrane; peptidyl-L-cysteine S-palmitoylation; synaptic vesicle maturation. The transcript has 15 exons. The record is from RefSeq and is a predicted model, not a curated record. Gene Ontology annotation, molecular function: protein-cysteine S-palmitoyltransferase activity. NCBI's taxonomy places the organism in Eukaryota, Metazoa, Chordata, Aves, Psittaciformes, Psittacidae. The coding region runs from base 586 to 1545 and encodes 319 amino acids.